CCAUUAAACAAUAUGAUAUAUUUAUUGUGAAUGAAAAAGAUGGCUUAACAUCAGAGGUACAGUGCGUACAGGCAUGGUUAUGAUGUUGUCAUCUCGGUCGUAAAUCAUGUAUGUAAUUUUCUGAGUCUGGAGAUAUAUGAGUCUACAGUAUCAAAACUUAUUUUGUUUUAAAAUUUCAGGUAAUAAAGACCAUGGCUCUUAACAAGUUUAUGCACCCAAGAAACAUCUACAAGAAGCCCCCAGACUUCAAACAGUUGGCUGUUGAUUGGCCAGAGUUCAGGAAACAUGUGACUCAAGAGCUGAAUGGGAAAGUCACGCUAGACUUUAAAAAUGCUGAUGCUCUUCGCUGUUUGACUAAGAUUUUGUUGAAGAAAGACUUUGGACUGGACGUAGAUAUGCCUCUUGAUCGCCUAAUUCCCACCAUCCCUCAGAGGGUUAAUUAUAUUCUGUGGCUGGAGGACGUCCUGCACGAGUCCAAGCUGGAAAGUGGUCAACCAGUAAGAGGAAUUGACAUAGGAAGUGGGGCUUCCUGUGUUUACCCUCUCCUCGGUUGUAAGAUGAACAAUUGGCAUUUCCUGGCAACUGAGGUGGAUGAAGAAAAUCUGGUCUACGCUCGUCAAAAUGUUGAAAAAAACAGAUUUUCUGAGAUGAUAACAGUUCAGAAAGUGUCACCUGAAUCUGUACUUGCUGGUGUGGUGACGGAGACCUCAGCGCCAUUUGAUUUCUGUAUGUGUAACCCACCGUUCUUUGCGGACCACAUGGAAGCACAGGGUCUGACGUCCCGCAGUGAUGAUCGCCCUGACCCCCGCUCAUCCAGCAUGGCCAGCUGUGUGGAGCAGAUCGCAGAUGGCGGAGAGGUCGCAUUUGUGAAAAAAAUGAUCUACGAAAGCCUUGAACUUAAAGAUAAAAUCAGGAUAUUCACCAGCAUGCUUGGUAAAAAAUCCAGUUUAGUUCCGUUGAAAAAUGAGCUGAGACUUCUUAAGGUUCCAAAGUUCAGUAGUACAGAGUUCUGUCAGGGUAAAACGAUGAGGUGGGGGAUAGGCUGGUCAUAUGAUGAGACAGUUGUCUUCCCUAAAUCACUGUUCCAAGAAAAAAAGAAGGACAAGCCACCACUGGUUUAUGUGAUUCCGGAAACUGGCCCAUGGCAGAGUUACAGUGUGGAGAGUGUGACACAGGUCAUCACCAAACAUCUACAGCAGCUUCAGGUGAGUGCUGGGAGAUUUCUGUUGUCAAGUGGAGGAGUUAGUGUGGAGAGUGUGACAGAAGUCAUCACCGAACAUCUACAGCAGCUUCAGAUCAAGUGUAAAAAGCGCAAGUCAAACAAGCAGUUUCAGCGCCUAGCAUUGUGUGCAGUAGAAAACACUUGGAGCAACCAAAGAAGGAAACGAAGAGCACUGAGAAAACAGACGAUGGAGCCAAGUAAGGGAAAACCAGGGGAGAUAGCUCAGACAGAGGGAGACAAUUCUUCAAUCCAGUGUAAAACGGAUCAAAAUUUGUCAGCUUCCAUCAGUGCAGAAGGUACCUCUGAAUAUGUGCAGGUGAAGGAGGACGCUGGGACCUCAAUAAAUGAUAACGGGAAGAGAAAACUUGAAAAUGAUGAUUGUCAUGAGGCUCAGAAUGGGAAUAAAACACUGUGUGUCAAUGACAAAAUUGCUACUGAGGGAAUAAGCAAUGAUGAACAAAACCUUGAUACAAAGACAAAACCUGACGAGCAAACGGCUGCAAAAUCUGCAGACAUUAACACCUCUGAAAAGAGUGACAUGAACAGCAGAACCAAGGAGGCCUUCUUGUUCAAGUGCCUGCUUGACAUACGACAGGGAGAGAGUGGUGAAAUCAGCCUGGAGAUGUCCUGGCUUGAGGGAGAAAACAGGGAGUCCAUGCAUCAGGUCAUGCAGUAUCUCAAAAAUCAGCUGAAUCAUAAGGCUUAAAUAUGCCAUUUUUUUCAUUAUUUAUAAAGUGUCAAUGUCAGCAUUUCCGUUUCACUAUGCAGUCUAGCCUGGAAAUAAGCUGCAGUACAAGGACAUUGCUGUGCACCCAAUGGUAUUUUGGAAGAGACAGAUUGUUUAGAUGCAGGACAAAACCCCCCAUGUAAACAACAUUGUAACAUUUUACUAAAAUGGAUAGAUGGAAAUCUUUCCAAUUAUACCUUUACAUCAACUUGAAAAUUAUUUCCAUGCAUAUAGAAUGUAUAGUAUCACAUCAUAUGAUCGCUGCAUGGCUGGUUGUAAAAAGUGUCCAAAAAAACAUCUUCUGUUGUUAUAUAUGCCGUAGUAUUUGUGAACUGGCCCUUUGCACGCUUUAUAAACGUAAUUAAAAUAUUCAGAAACAGUGACAUAUUACAGAAAAGACCAAAACGAUGCACCACUUGGACUGACUUGUCUUAGACGAAAUGUGUUUACCCUUGUGUUGUCUGUGAUUAGGUAUGUUGACGUCUGAUCUGCUUCUCUUGUUAUACUUCUGUUAUACAAAUACUUUUGAUAAGACUGAUAUAAAUUGUCAAAUAAAUUACCGGGAUAUUGAAUAGUGAACUGUUUCCACCACAAUGAUUCACCUUGAUAACAUACAAAGUCACUGCUCUGCAAUCCUGUACGCAUACGAUAAACAGCCCUAGUUGUGACAGUAUGGUAAUUUUGGCCUUACAGAUGUAAUGGCGAGAUCUUAGCACUCACUAAGUAGAGAAUAAUGCAUGUAUCUACAUGUGUAUGGCUGUCAAUCAGUCUACUUUAUAUUGGCUUAGCGGGCAAUAUUUAAACGUAUCACACGACUUCAUGCAGCUUUACGAACUUCUCAGUCCGGUGUGUUAUCGGUGUUCUGAAGGUACAUAUUGUAUUAGAGACUCUCGAGGUUUGUUACCGUCAUUUUUGUGUGCGUGGUAUCAUUAUGUAUGCGUGCCUGUAUUAUGUCAUACAUAAAAUCACAUCAUGCAAAUUAAACAGAGGAUGUCAUUUCAUUUGAUAGAUAUUAUGUAAUGCAGGGUGUUAAAUGUACUUUGUUGAUGGACAGGAUCCAUUCAUGAUUUAAAAAAAAAACUUUGUUAUAUUUGUUGUUU
Molecule: messenger RNA, 3049 nt
Organism: Liolophura sinensis
Lineage: Eukaryota; Metazoa; Mollusca; Polyplacophora; Chitonida; Chitonidae
Product: RNA N6-adenosine-methyltransferase mettl16-like
Exons: 8
Coding region: 192-1928 (578 amino acids)
Biological process (GO): rRNA base methylation
Cellular component (GO): nucleus
Molecular function (GO): 23S rRNA (adenine(1618)-N(6))-methyltransferase activity
Source: RefSeq, a predicted model, not a curated record